Protobothrops mucrosquamatus (brown spotted pit viper) is the source of this 3225-nucleotide messenger RNA. RefSeq names its product adenylate cyclase 7 (gene ADCY7). The record is from RefSeq and is a predicted model, not a curated record. Lineage: Eukaryota; Metazoa; Chordata; Lepidosauria; Squamata; Viperidae. Gene Ontology annotation, molecular function: adenylate cyclase activity. The transcript is spliced from 26 exons. Bases 1 to 3225 code for a protein of 1074 amino acids. Gene Ontology annotation, cellular component: plasma membrane. Gene Ontology annotation, biological process: cAMP biosynthetic process; adenylate cyclase-activating G protein-coupled receptor signaling pathway; intracellular signal transduction.
AUGCCAGCGAAAGGCAAAUACUUUUUAAACGAAAACGAAGGUUGCAAGUUGACAGACCCCUUGUAUGAGAAGUACCUCUACGCAAGUCAACAACACCCACUGCUCUUCUUCCUGCUCUUCAUUGUGGUUGCCUAUUGCUCGACACUUAUCGUGGUGCUCCUCUCUUACGACGAACAUGCUGGUCAACACCUGGCCUUUGUUAUCACAGUGAGCAUUGCUCUCAUUAUCUUCAUCAUCAUGUAUGUUUUAGUUUACGUCGAAUAUUACUUUUGGUGCCAGCUGAAGAUCUUUGCGGUCGUGAUCUGGAUCAGCUUGCUGGCCAUCGGAUAUGUGUCCAUUUUCGACAAGGAAAACCCUAAUCCAGCUGGUUGGGAACAGGUACCAUUUUUUCUGUUCAUCAUCUUCACGACAUACACCAUGUUGCCCUUGGCUAUGAGAGAUGCUGUCAUAGUCAGCUCCCUUUCUGCCCUCUCUCAUAUUAUCGUCCUCAGCGUUGCAGCAGCCAAACACCCACAGAACCAACACACCUUGCUCCUUCAGCUUGUUGCAAAUGCUUUCAUUUUCCUUUGUGGCAAUUUGCUGGGGGCCUAUCACAAGCAUCAGAUGCAAGACGCCUCGUGGGACCUGUAUCACUAUACCUUAAAAUGCAUCCAAGUCCAAAUGAAAUUAAAAAUCGAAAAAAGGCAACAGGAAAGUUUGCUCCUGUCUAUCCUGCCAGCUCAUAUAUCCAUGGAAAUGAAACUAGCCAUCAUUGAGCGCCUGAAAGAAACCAGCGACAUGAAAAAGCAUGAUAAUAACUUCCACAGCCUCUAUGUGAAACGGCACCAGAACGUCAGCAUCCUGUAUGCAGACAUUGUAGGGUUCACUCGCCUGGCAAGCGAUUGUUCUCCGAAGGAACUGGUGGUGAUGCUGAAUGAACUGUUUGGAAAAUUUGACCAAAUUGCAAAGGAAAAUGAAUGCAUGAGGAUAAAAAUUUUGGGAGACUGUUAUUACUGUGUCUCGGGCUUACCUGUGUCCUUGCCGGUACAUGCCAAAAAUUGUGUGAAAAUGGGCCUUGACAUGUGCGAAGCGAUAAAGCAAGUUAGGGAAGCCACAGGGGUGGACAUCAACAUGAGAGUUGGCAUUCAUUCCGGAAAUGUUCUUUGUGGGGUGAUCGGACUUCGGAAAUGGCAGUACGAUGUUUGGUCCCACGACGUCUCCUUGGCCAACCGCAUGGAAUCGGCAGGCAUCCCUGGCCGCGUGCACAUCACGGAAGCAACCCUCAAUCAUCUCGGCAAAGCUUAUGAGGUGGAAGAAGGAAACGGGCAUCUCCGGGAUCCCUAUCUUGAAACCAUGAACAUCAAGAGUUAUUUGGUGAUUGACCCCAGGUCAAAACAGCGUGCCACCAACAAUCAUUUCCCUCAAUCCAGAGUGCAGGAUGGCUUAAAGAUGAGAGCCUCUGUCCGGAUGUCACGAUACUUGGAAUCCUGGGGUGCAGCUCGUCCUUUUUCUCACCUCAACCAUCGAGAGAGUGUGAGCAGUGAGACUUCUGCGCCCAACCGCAGACGCAGGAAGAUAGCCCUGCAACUCGCAAGUCGUCAGAGGACCUCGGAGAGUUGGGAUGGAUCUAGACCACACCAGUUAUGUCCUCCUUCUGUUCUAACCUAUAAAAAUACCUCUCAGAAAGGAAGAAUGGAAGAAGAAAUUAACGAUAAAAUGAUGUCGACCAUUGAGGGCCUGAGUUCAGCCAAACCAUGGUGCGGUAAAAAAGAUGAUUUCCGUGGACUGUGUGGCUUUUUGCUGUGCUUUGUCGAAACAGGACUGGAAAAAGAGUAUCGUACGAUUCCUAUUCGCAAAUUGAGGGGUUAUUUUGUGUGUGCUGGCAUUGUUUUGCUCUGCAUGUUUACAGUACAGAUAUGCAUUAUACCAUGGUCACAAACAUUAGGAAUCUCAUUUGGGGUCGUAGCAGUCAUCAUGGGGCUGAUUUUGUGUGUGUGCUUUGCGGAUGACUGUUGGAAAUGCUGCGCAAAGCGAUGGCCGCUAACACGCUACUUCCGCCUGCUUUCUGAGAAAGUGGAAACGAUGCCCUCCAUCAGGCUUCCCCUGGCCAUCCUUGCCCUCGGCUCGCUGCUGAUCCUUGCUGUUUUCAACCUGCUGCCAGGAAACCAUUCAGAUACUGAAGAUGGAUCAUCUAGUAUGAUUACGAUCUACCCGUAUUAUGCCUACUGCUGCCUCCUGAGCUUCAUCGCGUGUUCUGUGUUCCUCCGAAUGAGUUUUGAACUCAAGCUAAUGCUGCUCUCGGGAGCCGUCGUGGGGUAUUUCGUCAUAUUUAACCGCAAUCCGUAUGUCACCUGCGACCCGGACUGUGUGCAGAGGCUUUUUAUAAAAAAUCCCACAGUGAUGAUCAAUUUGUACCUGGCACUCUUUUAUAUAACUCUGGUUCUGUUGUCCAAGCAGAUAGACUAUUAUUGUCGGCUGGAUUGCCUACAGAAAAACAAAUUCAAAAAGGAACAUGAGUCAUUUGAAACCAUGGAGAAUGUAAACAGGCUACUGCUUGAAAAUGUCCUCCCAGCUCAUGUGGCGGCCCAUUUUAUUGGGGACAAGUUAAACGAGGACUGGUAUCAUCAAUCUUACGACUCCGUGUGUGUCAUGUUUGCCUCAGUCCCCGACUUCAAGGUAUUUUACACCGAGUGCGACGUCAACAAGGAAGGACUGGAAUGUCUUCGUCUCCUGAAUGAGAUCAUUGCUGAUUUUGAUGAGCUGCUGCUAAAGCCUAAAUUUAGUGGGGUCGAAAAAAUCAAAACUAUUGGGAGCACGUACAUGGCAGCAUCUGGACUCUGCGUGGUCUCUGGUCAAGAGAAUAAUGUGGAUCAAGAAAAACAGUGUGCUCAAAUUGGCAUCAUGGUGGAAUUCGCCAUCGCCUUGAUGACUAAACUAGAUGGCAUCAACCGCCAUUCGUUCAACAAUUUCCGUCUCCGUGUUGGCAUCAAUCAUGGACCGGUAGUGGCUGGUGUGAUCGGUGCCCGCAAACCCCAAUAUGAUAUUUGGGGAAACACAGUCAAUGUUGCCAGCAGAAUGGAAACUACUGGGGAACUUGGGAAAAUCCAGGUGACGGAAGAGACAUGCAAAAUACUGAAGAGCUUGGGAUAUGCUUGUGAGUGCCGAGGACUGAUUAACGUGAAAGGAAAGGGAGAAUUGAUCACUUACUUUGUCUGCACCGAUACAGCCAAAUCCCAAGUUUUUUGA